AUGGCGGAAGAUGGUGGGACAGAAGAGUUGGGCGAGGACGCAGGGAUGCUUCCACAUGAUGAUCCAGCAGAACCAACACGAAGAUCGAGUGCAAAUCAAAGCAACGGUCUGGGGAAUGGAGCCAGCGGCGGGAAUGUGGAUGUAAGAAAAAAAAUCAUUAUUAACAUAAACCAAGUUUUAAAAUACGAGGCCGUCCCCUCAAGACGUAAAUUUCUGAAGUGUGACGAACAUAAUUAAGAUAACGGUUCGAUUUUAAAUUAUACGAUUUUCAGUCCCGCCACUCCGCCAGUCCUCGCCGAAUCCCUCUGUUCGAACGAGCCUCUGCCCGCUGGUGGAACCCUCAAUUCGCCUCUCCCAUUCUCGAAACUCAAUAUUGGAAGUGCAGUUUCCCCAUUCUCAGGGAUCGAUUUCGUUCCGGGCUGGUCUACAUUGCCAUGACGUGUCUUUCGUGGAUGAUUUAUUUGAAAGUUUUUGAUUUCGAUCAGCUUUCGCAUUGGGUAAUUUUUGUUUUGAUUCUUGAGGGCAAUUAAGUUGUCUUUGUUUUGCAGCGGAGUCGCAGCUAUGAAAUGUUUGAGUUUUUAAAUUUUCAGGUCACAGCCAGUAUCAUAGUCAUAUUAUGUUUUACCAUGUUUCGUUUCACACAAUUUGCUGCCCAUUAUCAACGCUUCUACUUGCCGACUUCUUUCUUGUGUACAUUCUCUAUUUGUGUGAUUACUUUGUUGAUCUUCUCGGGUAACGACUCUUUCAUGGGGCCGGUUGCUCGGAUCGCUACGAGCAUUCAAGUAAGUACCACUUGCUAAUACCACAGUACAUAAAACAUACUUUUACCAACCGAGAUUUUAAUUUAAUUUGCCGAAGGCUUUAUUUUUGCAUUUAUUUCAGGUGAUCCUGCUCAUCUACACGGUUAUUCCCUUGCCAUUAUAUCUGUGUAUCGGGAUUUGUGGUGUUUAUACGUUGAUUUUCGAACUUUUGACAACGAAUAGCGGGGAUCCAACUAUUGCAAAUGGGAAGAUCACCGACGUUUCUUCCGCAUACCCCGGCACCAAGCUUGUCCUCCACAUAUGUGUUCAUCUGCUCGGGGUCCAUCUGUAUAUCUUGACCCAAGUCCGACAACGAAAGACCUUUCUGAAGGUGGGCCAAAGUCUGUUGGCCAGAAAGGACUUGGAGCUGGAGACCCAAUUCAAAGAUCACAUGAUCCAAUCCGUGAUGCCGAAGAAGGUAUGUUGGUUAAGGAACCUUGUAAUAUUAUGUAAACUUUGUAUAAUAUGUUACCUAUGCUGCUUUCAGGUGGCCGACGAACUGCUGCAAGAAUCAAGUUGGUUCUCCUACUUUUGCUCAUUAGGUAGAGUUUGGUGUUGUCCAAGAUUGGCCAUUCAUUUUAUUUCUUUCCCAACGUCUCUUGGACAUUCGGCGGGCAUCGGCCGAAUUGGCAUGCCCUGCGGCGGGUUUCUGCUACUAUAAUUUUGUUUUCAUCGAGGGUGUGGCUUCUCUACGGAAUCCUCCUGAUUAUCCACCGACUCUUUUUUCUCGUUUCUGCGCCCUGGUUUUGGACAACACUUUCUCUGCUUUCUCGUGUUUGUGUCGUCUCCCCAUUUUUUGUUCGCACUUUCGAAGCGGGUUACAUUGUUGUAGGCAACAGUUUCGGGAUUUUAAUUUUUUGGGGGGAUUUUUAAUUGAGACCUUUUUAUGACACCCUAAGUUACGUAAUGGUCCAUGGCGCUCUCGGGGUUUAAUGAAAAAGCCAAAAAAACGUCAUGUUAACAAAAUGAUGACUAAAAUUUUGAAUUUUGCCCACUGUUUUGCCUUUCGCAUCAUAUAAGCAAAGAGAACGUUGGUCCAAUAAUUCUUUGAGCUCUUUAAAAGAAGAUAACAAAACUUCAUCCCUUUUUGAUACAAUUUUUGCCUCACAUGUCCGUUUUUGUCUCAGCACCAACUGGUCUUAUCCUGUUUGUUGGCACUUUUCCAUUUCCCACGUUUUCCCUUCGAAUCCCCACAUUUUAGCGACCCGAAACAGCAAUGCCUCCAACAACCAGAAUGGGCCCAACCAACCUCGCAAUUCGAAUCAACUUCAAGCGGGCAACUCGCCCAGUCUGAACCAAAAAACGAUGAAUACGGAGCAAAGGUUCUCCGGGGAUUCUGCGCAGAUCUCGGUGCCGAAUGUCCGAAAGUUCCGGCCCUUCACCAUGAACCUGAUGCAAGAUGUGAGCAUUCUGUUCGCGGAUAUUGCCGGCUUCACCAAAAUGUCGUCAAAUAAGACUGCUGAUGAGCUGGUGAACCUUUUGAAUGAUCUGUUCGGUCGAUUUGAUUACUUGUGUGGUCGGUGUGGGUUGGAGAAGAUCAGCACGUUGGGCGAUUGUUAUUAUUGUGUGGCUGGAUGUCCGGAGCCAGUGUCGGAUCACGCCAAAUGUUGUGUGGAAAUGGGAUUGGCCAUGAUCAUUGCGAUCCGACAAUUUGAUAUGGAUCGAGGGCAGGAGGUCAACAUGAGAGUGGGAAUUCAUACCGGAAAGGUAAGAAGAUGUCAUUGAUAAAAUGCAUAAAACAUUAACUGUUAAUGCUCGUUUUGAUAUGAAAAUUUUAUUCAAAUCUAAAUAAUUUUUAGGUUAUGUGCGGGAUGGUCGGAACCAAGCGCUUCAAAUUCGAUGUGUUCUCGAAUGACGUCACGUUGGCCAAUGAGAUGGAAAGCACGGGAAUUGCGGGUCGAGUGCAUAUCAGUGAGAUUACCGCUCAGUAUCUGGACAAUCAAUAUAUCCUCGAGCCGGGAGAGGACCAUAAAGGUAACUGUAGUCCCACUGAGCCCUGAUUUGGAUUAUUUUUGUAAUCAUUGUGCCGUUUUAGGUAUCAAAACAUACUUCAUUGCCGGCCGGUCAAAAGAAUUCGAAUCAGUUAGUAAUCGACUGGCUUUGUCGGACUCAGAGUCACGAUCAGAACCAAUUGUGGAUGGACAAAAGGCGAGUAGUUUACGUAAAGUGAGUUGCUUUCGCUUACCAAGGCUCUGACAAAUGCUUGCUGCACUGAGUUAAUAAUAUCUAAUUAAUUUAAUUUCACGGUCUUUACAUGCUCUUUUAAGUCAUCUCAAGUUUUUUCAAGCAAAAACCCCUUAGGGAAUUGACCUAAAAUGGAUGAUUUUUAAAGUUCAAAUUAUAAUUUUGUGUGCUUUUCACAGCUUUUGCUUUGCCCACGCAUGUCCAGCAUAAAUCUUGUUCUGUUUCCUCAAUUUAUACCCAAAAAACCUCUCUACCCUCUAAUACUUGCUUAUCUAAUCCCUUCGUAACAGAUCAGCGCCAAACUUGUGGAUCGAAAACGGACGGCGGACAGUGCUUCGCUGCCGAUCAGCCGAGCCACAACCAACUCAACUUGCGGUGGAUCUCUGCGAAUGCGGCUGCUUGAUCGAAGCAGCUCUCAUCGGAUGGCAUCUAACUCCACUAAUCUGCCGGCUAGAGCCAUCUCCGUCCAGCAGGACACUCCCAGCUCGGCGGAUCUUAACAUAUCCGGCGAUUUGACUGAUUCAACUACUAAUCUCAAAGUAUGUAAUGUUUGGUCAGCUUACUGUUUGCGGUUUGACUUACUGUUACUGACUUAAUCAUUAAGAAUUAUUCUUAAAUCAUCUUUACAAAUCAAUUUUAGUCCCAAUCCAUGUGCACGAUCACAAAUCCGAAUCUCCAGUUGGCUCCAAAGGACAUCAGCGAUUCUAUGAUGGGUCUGGCUGAUAAUGAUGCGGCUAAUUCCAUCCCUUCAGCCCCAAUAAAGCCCGAAGAGUCAGAUGAUCGAAAGGCAUCAACUGCGCCGUGCUCGGCAAGAGAAAAUUGGUCAGACGCUGAGAAGAUUGGAGGUCAAAUCUCGAUAGAAUUGGCGCAGAAUAGCAGUACCAACAACAGUGCGAAAGGGUCCAGGAGCAGUGGUCUCCAUGUAAGCGUAUGUAUUGUUUGCAGUUUUUCUUUCCUGGCAACGUAGAGUGACGUCAACACUUGAAUAUAUUUUUUAAUAUCAAAAAGAUGUUUUACACUUUAUUUUAACGCCCUAUUUUUUCUGUAAACCUGUUGUGAUAACCAUUUUUCGGCAAGUCAUUGUACGUAACCAUGGCCAUCUUCGUGACCCCUCAAAAAUUUAUGCUAUGAUUUAGGAGCUGGCGUCUGAAACUCAUUCGGUUGGUGGUUUGGACACCGCGAUCUCUCAUCACCACAAUGCCGGCUCGCUGACUCGUUUCGAUACCGACAAUCGAGACUUUGAUCAACGAUUAGCUCAGAUUCUCCAAGGCGGCGAGUCGUCGUUUGCUCAGGGAUUCUGGAUGCAUCAGGACUCGUUAAAUCGAUGGACAUUAACGUUUAACGAGGCUGACAUUGAAGACGAAUAUAGGAAGCAUUUUGCCGAGAGCGGAGAUCAUAAUUCCCAAGCUGUUGCACAACGGGCUUUUAAGAAUCCGAUUGCCAAACAUCAGCAGUUGAAAAAGAAGAGGAAUCUGGAUGAUGAGGAUGAGGAGACGGGUAAGUCAAUUGCAAUUGUAAAAGUUAAAGUUGGAUGCUUUAUAUUCAACUAGGAACCGAGUAGCAACUCGCAAUAAAUCGCCCCUUUUAGGGAUUCGAAGCACCGCCGAUUCCAUGGAACAGCAACUGCUGAAACACCCUCGCUAUCGCUAUUCGGGCGUCUUUAUCGACAUUCUGGUAGCCAUUGGGUUUUGGUCGAUCGUCGUAGGCAUUGCAUUCGCCACCCUUCGUCAACUCACCAUCCCAUUUUUGGCUUUUGUGGCCUGUUCGGCUCUGUUCUUUCUGGCCUUCAUCAUCAUCGUUGCACUGCCUUUGAUAACGCGAAAAAAGAUCAGCGUCUGGUUGAAUCGUUGGGGUCCUCGGCAUUUCUUCGGUCUUCUGAUGAUACUCAUGCCCUUAGGGGCGGCGGUCUUCAAUAUGCCCGACUGUGCGGUGGAUCUGGACGAUCCGGUGACCGCCGAUCUUCAUCGACUUGGGCUGUGUGCCACUCAAGUCAUCCUGGAUCAACGACUCGUGUUUUGUUACAUGACUUUGAUCAUCAUCUAUGCCCAUUGCAAUUUCAGUCAGCUGAGAGCGUGGCCGAAGAGUGGGCAGGCGAUUAUUGUGGCGCUUUUGUUCUUGGCCAGCAAUUUGUAAGUGGGACAUUGAUUGAGAAAGCAGCGUAUUACAGAAAGGCCCCUGAUCUUGGAAUUCAAUGAUUUCGUUUUAUUUCAUGUGUUUUUAGGCUGUGUCAAGUGGAGAUCUCUACACAAAUUAAAGACGAAAAAUUCACGAAUGAGCCGAAUUGCACAAAAGUAUAUAACACUUGGGCCAGUUCCGACUUUGCGGCGCCAUUCUUUGUGUACGAACUGAUAGUUGACGUGGCCUUGGCAGUGAUCCUGGUGGCCUUCUUGAACUACCAGUUCGAAGCGUCGUUUAGAAUGAGCUUCUUUGGUGAUGUCCAGGUAACUUUUGUCAACACAAUACACAUUAUUACCUUACAAAUGUCAUCUCUGUCUGACUUUUUCUAGGCUCGUCGCGAUACAGCCAAAAUGCGGGUAGUCCGAGACCAGGCUGACUGGUUGUUGACCAAUAUCAUCCCUCAGCAUGCCGUGGAAUCACUCAAGACCAACACCAAAUACUCUGAGAAUCACCAAAUGACCGCUGUUUUGUUUGCUUCGAUCACUAAUUGGAAUGAAAUGUAUGAGGAGAACUUUGAAGGGGGCCGCGAAUUCCUCCGAGUCCUCAACGAAGUUAUUGGUGACUUUGAUGAACUGCUCGACCGCCCAGAGUUUUGCCAUGUGGAGAAAAUCAAAACUAUCGGUUCGACUUAUAUGGCUGCCUCAGGGCUUAAUCCUGAUCGAAGAAGGUUGGCGCUGCACCCAUACGAACAUAUAUAUCAACUAAUCGAAUUCGCCGUCGCCUUGCAAAACGCGUUGGACUACUUCAAUCAGGACCUUCUGAAUUUCGACUUUGUUUGCAAAAUCGGAAUCAACAUUGGCCCGGUAACGGCUGGCGUUAUUGGAACGACCAAAUUAUACUACGACAUAUGGGGCGACACUGUCAACAUUGCCAGUCGAAUGUACAGUACGGGUGUUGAGGAUCGGAUACAAGUGAGUUUUGCUCUCUCGUUUAAUUGUGGACCAUUUUAUGAUCAAUUUUUUUAUUGUACUAGGCAUGAGACAAUUGUUUCUACAAUUAGACGCUAAAAUUGUUACAGGUCUCGGAAGAAACCAAGAAACUGCUAGUCGACCGCUAUGACUUUGAAUACCGUGCUCACAUUGAUGUAAAGGGAGUUGAUGGAGGUAUGGACACCUAUCUGUUGGUCGGCCGAAAGGGUGAACCUCCAAUUAAUGGACCGAAUGCCAUAAAACCAAGCUCAUUCUAG
This is a messenger RNA of Bursaphelenchus xylophilus (pine wood nematode), 6348 nucleotides long. The record is from the annotation of a GenBank genome assembly. NCBI's taxonomy places the organism in Eukaryota, Metazoa, Nematoda, Chromadorea, Rhabditida, Aphelenchoididae.